AUUCGUCCGUUAUUUUCAAUCUGAACAAGCCAGAAGCAACUGAGGAGCCAGCAACCAUCAAUCUUGUAACUCUUAGCAAGUUUUGAAGAUUUUUAUAAGAGUCAGAUAGUUAAAGAGUUGCAAUUGCGUUUUGUAUUAUUGUUUGAUACGUGCUAAUCCCAAAUCGUAAAUUGACUGUGGCUUUUCAGCCGCUUAGAAAAAAUUGUGAAAUGGACAUCCAGGUCAGAAGGCAACGUAUGGUGCAGAUUCAGGACCAAGAAAAUGUAUAUUCCAAAAAAAUUAAUGUUGUUAUACCAACGAAACGGCAAGGUUUGGCUGUUCGGGGUGCUCUGGGAGAACUGAAUACUAAUGUACAAGUACAACGCGAUGUAAAUGUUGGCAAAGUAGCCGUAGCUGCAGCCGAAUUUGAGAAGAAAGCUACCCGUGGUAUUGUAAGAAGUAACUACAGUCAUGUGCAAUCAAAAGUGAACACUGGGUUGGCUGCUAAAACAGUUAUUCAGCCUUCUUCAAGACCCCCAUUGAGACGCGAAGAAAGCACUGCGGCAUUGGCUGCCCGUGCUGUUGUGAGGACCAGGGCUGCUCUGAAAGAUGUUCAAAAUAAGCCUCAUUAUGUAAAGGAAUCAAACCCACUACAAGCUAAGAAAGUCACUCAGGAUAUCAAAAAGCCUUCUAAGUUGAUUUCUCUUAAAGAUAAUGUUAAGGAAAGUAAAGGCUUGCUAAGAUCAAUCCCCAAAGAGCCUACAGAGUCUCUGGGUAAGCUUAAAUUAGGUGAAAAUGAUGACAAUGUAUCAUUGGGAAAGCAAGAAAAUGUUGAUGUUAAAAUACUUUCUCCACCGAAAUUACCGGAGGACAUUGAAGACAUUGAUGCCAGCGACAAAAACAGCCCCUUACUCAUGUCAAUUUAUAUCAAAGAUAUUUAUAAGUACCUAACACAUCUAGAGGAAAAAUAUCCAAUUGAAGAAGAUCACUUAAGAAAGCAGUCUGUGAUCACCGGUAAAAUGAGGGCUACUUUGAUAGACUGGCUGGCAGAGGUUCAGAGACAAUUUUCGUUUGUGUUAGAAACAUUCCAUUUGACUGUUGGAAUAAUUGAUCGUUAUUUACAGGUGGUGCCGAAUGUGCAAAGGAAUCAGUUGCAACUUGUAGGUGUAACAGCGAUGUUUAUUGCUAGUAAAUAUGAAGAGAUCCAUGUUCCGGAUGUGAGUGAUUUUGUCUAUGUGACGGACAAUGCAUACUCAAAGUCUGAUGUCUUCCAGUGUGAGAGGGAAAUCAUGUCGAAGCUUGGCUUCUGUCUUGCAAGACCGAUACCUUUGAGCUUUUUGAGACGAUUCGUGAAAGCCGCGCACGGUACAUCCAAAAAUCACCACUUGGCCAAGUACUUCGUUGAUCUGAGUCUCGUAGAGUACUCCAUGGCUCAUUACAGGCCGUCAGAACUAGCUGCUUCCGCGAUUUGCCUCUCGUUGUACCUGCUUUCUAGUAAAAAACUAUCCGAAGUCUGGACACCUACAUUAUCGUAUUACUCUGGUUAUAGUUUAGAGCACAUUGUCCCCAUUAUGGUGAAGAUAGCUAAAAUUGUAAUAAGUGUUGAGAAUUCGAAACAUAAAGCGGUGUACAACAUGUAUUCAGACACGACGGUUGCGAAGGUGUCCAGCCUACCUCAGUUGAAAGGAGACGCGAUAUAUGAGUUAACUAAAAUCACUUCAUGUUAACGUUGGAAGUUUUGUACACGGUUAUGAGUUGUGUAUCUUGAAUGUGGUAUUAAUAAUUAUUUAUAAUCAAUAAUUAUGGACUGAGUUUUUGAUGUAAGGUUUCUUAUAGGUACCUGUUUGUUUGAUUAGGAUUAAUUUUAACUUUUAGACGUAGUUGUAUAACUGUGAGAUUUCUUUGAAAGUUAUUGACAAUUUUUAUUUAUAUAUGUAUUAUAAACAUACAACGUUUGAGACAUAUUUUUUUAGAGUUUGAAAAUUAUCUGGCAUUUUAGUGGGCUUACACGAACUUGCAGGAAAAUGCACUUCUAUAUUUUUAAAGUUAUAUACCUGUUUUCUUUAUCGACAUCAAUGAUGUAUGUAUUAUGUAAUAUUUGUGUAGUUUGCGUCUGUGGGCCCAAUAUAUUAUUUUAGAUUAAUUUAUUUGUAAUAUAAAACUGUUGUAUUGCUUAUUUCGGACGAGGUUUUAUAAAUCUCUGUUUCAAAUUAAAACGUGAAUAAGUUAUAUUCAAAGUUGUGUCAUGAUUUUAAUGUUAAUAUAGUUAUUGUAUUAAAAGCUGCGAUGCCGUAUAUUUGAAGUUCAUUGCUUGAAUAUUUGGAACCGCUUAGAAUAAAAAUAUUCUAUUAAUACUAUUUAGUGACAAUGGACCAAAACAUUUGACUAUAUUUGACUCGGAAUAAUGUAAGCCAAGUUUUAAUUGUUUAGAUAGAUAUUUUUAAUAAUGUAAUUUGAUAAACCUGUGAUUAGAUUUAUUAUCCUGUAACUUGUUGAAAAUAAAAUGUUUGUAAUAAUAAAAGUAUUUCAUUCAAGGA
Molecule: messenger RNA, 2516 nt
Organism: Vanessa atalanta (red admiral)
Lineage: Eukaryota; Metazoa; Arthropoda; Insecta; Lepidoptera; Nymphalidae
Gene: CycB
Product: G2/mitotic-specific cyclin-B
Exons: 7
Coding region: 210-1706 (498 amino acids)
Biological process (GO): mitotic cell cycle phase transition; regulation of cyclin-dependent protein serine/threonine kinase activity
Cellular component (GO): cytoplasm; cyclin-dependent protein kinase holoenzyme complex; nucleus
Molecular function (GO): cyclin-dependent protein serine/threonine kinase regulator activity
Source: RefSeq, a predicted model, not a curated record